AUGGGAGGUAAGAGUUGGAGUUUAACGGCUAAGCUAUGUCAUUCCUGCAAAUCAUCGCCGGCGAGUGUUUUUUGCCAUGCCGACACGGCAUUUUUGUGUCACGGCUGCGACGCCAGGGUGCACGAUUCCAACAAGGUGGCGUCUCAGCAUGCUCGGGUGUUGGUUUGCGAUGUGUGUGAGCAAGCACCCGCUAUCGUCACCUGCAAGGCCGACUCGGCGGCUCUCUGCGCCAACUGUGACCGUGACAUACACUCCGCGAAUCCACUUGCCCGACGCCACGAACGCCUCCCCUUCGUACCCUUCUACAAGUCAUCACAGGUUAAUAACAACAACGAGAACAAGUACUUCUCUGAAGACGAGGCUGAGGCCGCCUCCUGGUUGUUGCCAACGCCUCAUAACAAAGGAGGAACCACAGAGGAUGAUGAUCUCGACUCGCCAAAAUACAAGUCGAGCGAGUAUUUUUUCAGCGACAUGGAUCCAUACCUGGAUCUCGAUAUAGUUUCUGGAGACUCGAAGCAACAACGCCAUAUGGAUGAUCAAAAGCAGUGCCAGUACAGUUCUGAUGGGGUUGUGCCAGUGCAAAACAAGAAUGAUUUUCAGCAGGAUCAUGUUCAGGGUUCGGUCGUGGAUGGAUUUCCUACUUAUGAUACGGAUUAUAAUACUGGAUCUAAGCCCUUCAUGUACAAUUUCAACUCCCAAUCCAUCAGUCAAAGUGUCUCAUCAUCAUCUUUGGAAGUGGGCGUGGUCCCGGACCCGGGUUCGAUAGCCGAUGUAUCCGACACACACAUGAAAAAUGACGGGAUCCCGAACCCGGUUUCCGGGAUCGACAGAGAAGCUAAGGUGUUGAGGUAUAAAGAGAAAAGAAAGAACAGAAAAUUUGAGAAGACAAUACGAUAUGCAUCAAGAAAGGCCUAUGCAGAAACCAGACCUAGAAUCAAAGGAAGAUUUGCUAAGCGUUCAGAAAAUGGGGUUGAAUCACUCACGGUCCCAACUUUUCAUUUAUAUAAGUGA
Fraxinus pennsylvanica is the source of this 1011-nucleotide messenger RNA. NCBI's taxonomy places the organism in Eukaryota, Viridiplantae, Streptophyta, Magnoliopsida, Lamiales, Oleaceae. The record is from the annotation of a GenBank genome assembly.